GUCACACUGAACGAGCCCAAACUCCCGUCAUGCCUAUCGACACCAUCUGUGCAUGAAAAUAUUCGUCAUCAGAAGCAGCCCUUUCGCCUUGCUGUAAUCACGUCUUGGUGGCGGAGACCCACAGCAAACCUGUGGAUUUUUCAAGAAAUGAAUGUGAACGCAAUCGUCGUAUGCCUCCUCUUGGGAGCUGUCCAAGAAUAUGCCAUGGAUACACAUGUGGAUAAAAUGGGAGAGUUGCAUGGGUACCUGAACACCCCAAACUACCCCAAGAACUACUCCAAGAACUACGAAGGGAUCUGGGAGCUCGACCUACCAGUGAUAGACCAACCUUAUACUCUAGUCCUGACCAUUGAAGCGAUGGACAUCGAGGGAUCUUCUCCACACUGCUUCGAUUACAUCAAAGUGAUCCAUAAGAAAUACUGUGGAACAUCACCCAUGACAAUCAGAGUGCCUGACGUCGUCGGGGGUCUCAUUAUUGACUUCCACUCCGACAACAGUGAGACCCGAAAGGGUUUCAAGGCGCAUUAUGAAUUUGUUAAACAAUAGUACUCUUUCGAUCGAGCUUAUUUCAUGAUGAUUUCCAAUUGACAAAUUGGAGGAGGGAAGUUGCGUCAUGCUAUCGCAAGGCGAUCGAUUUGCAGCAGCUCUGAUUCGAAUCCGAGUAUUAAAAUACUUUGAAUUUA
Messenger RNA from Haliotis rubra (blacklip abalone), 683 nucleotides. RefSeq names its product dorsal-ventral patterning tolloid-like protein 1. Lineage: Eukaryota; Metazoa; Mollusca; Gastropoda; Lepetellida; Haliotidae. The transcript has 5 exons. The record is from RefSeq and is a predicted model, not a curated record. Bases 148 to 546 code for a protein of 132 amino acids.